This is a messenger RNA of Protomyces lactucae-debilis, 1746 nucleotides long. Its product is annotated as serine hydrolase-domain-containing protein. NCBI's taxonomy places the organism in Eukaryota, Fungi, Ascomycota, Taphrinomycetes, Taphrinales, Protomycetaceae. Gene Ontology annotation, molecular function: dihydrofolate reductase activity; NADP binding. The coding region runs from base 273 to 1553 and encodes 426 amino acids. Gene Ontology annotation, cellular component: mitochondrion. Gene Ontology annotation, biological process: folic acid metabolic process; dihydrofolate metabolic process; glycine biosynthetic process. The record is from RefSeq and is a predicted model, not a curated record. The transcript has a single exon.
AAGUGCCGGCGUUGCCUUGGUCGUUGGGCUGAAGAGGCUAUAUACAUGUCAGAAUUACCACUCCUCUACUGAAGCGUAGUGCCAUACCUGAAGCCCGUUUGACUGCCUUCCUCGAACUGCUGGCAUCCUGGUACAGCUUGCAACUGCUUGGUUGUGCUGUGCUGGCGUUGGGAGUCGUCCGGAAGCUGUCGGGAUGUUUUUUCCAGUCUUCAGGAAAUCAAGUCGCGACAAAGCAUUUCAGCUUCCAACGCGUAGAACUACAAGUAUUAGAGAUGGCCCCAGCUAGGAUAUUGUUCCUGCAUGGAUAUACGCAGUCUGGUAAUACGCUCAGACACAAGACGGGUGCGCUGAGCAAGUCCCUGGGCAAAUUCAGCGAAAUUGUGUACCCAACGGGCCCUCAUCAGCUGGAGAUGCCAGAUCCGAGUGACCCAGAAGAGCGUGCACGACUAGAAAAGCUUGAUAAUGAGGAGGGAGAAGGCAGCUUUGCCUGGUGGCGUGCAAACGAUGAAGAUUUCAUUGGAUUACCCGAGUCACUCGCUCUCAUCAAGGACGUUUUGGAAACACAAGGCCCAUUCGACGGUGUCAUGGGAUUCUCGCAAGGUGGAGGAUUUGCCGCUAUGCUAGCGUCACUGCUCGAACGCUCCAAUCCACUUUUCAAGGUAAAGCACCCGCCAUUCAAGUUUGCUGUCAUCUUUUCCGGCUUCCGAUCGCGAUUUCCACAGUACGACUAUUUGUACGAGCCUGCCAUCAAGACGCCUAUGCUACAUGUCAUUGGCAGAAAUGAUCCAAUUGUCACGCCAGAGCGGUCACAAAUGCUAGUAGACGCCUCAAAAAACAACACAUUGCUGCUACACCCUGGCUCGCAUUUCGUUCCGUCUGGGGCGCCGCAGCGUAAUGUCGUGGUGGACUACAUCGUUAACCACAUCAGACCCAAGCGCGAGAUCACAUGCAUUGUCGCUGCGACCAACACUCAGGGCAUUGGCCGAGACGGAGGUUUGCCUUGGAGGCUCCGUAAGGAAAUGGCCUACUUUGCAGCCGUCACGACAGCAGCACCGGAGGGCAAGAUGAAUGUUUGCAUCAUGGGUCGUAAUUCAUGGGAAAGUAUCCCUGAAAAGUUCCGUCCGCUCAAAAAUCGCAUCAACAUUAUCGUAACCUCCAACCAGCAAUACGAGCUGACUGGCCUUGGUAUUCAUUCUCAAAAGACGGCAUUGGCCACCAGUCUAGAAGAUGCCUUGCUCGUCAUACACAAGCUCUACGCGGAUAUCGUUCACCAUGUCUUUUGUAUUGGUGGCGCACAACUCUACAAAGCAGCCUUGGCGCAUCCUGAUACACAACGCUUGUUGCUCACAAGAAUAGACCGCGAUUAUGAUUGCGACACAUACUUCCCUGACUUCAGCCGCACUGGAGAAUGGCAGAAGCAAGACCUGUCUGCACUUCAAUCCUUUGCGCAAAUCGACGUGCAAGCUAGCGAUGAAGAGAAGGACAUCAAGUGGAGCUAUGAAAUCUGGGAGCGUAAACAGACCACCACAUCUCCUGCCGAGGCGAGACUUUAGGUGUCACAACUGGACAAGGGCAAUGAUGAAUGAAGCACCAGUACGAAGCCUCUCCUACAGAUGGUCUUGCAUGACUGGCUAUAGUUUUCAAUCUGAGCUUGUUUUCAGCGUUUCACUCAGCAAAUCGGACCUGUCGACCACUUUGCCUUUUCUGUGCCGUGCAAAACCUCUCCAUGGACACUCAGCCAUUGUG